Messenger RNA from Tetrahymena thermophila SB210, 1554 nucleotides. RefSeq lists its product as hypothetical. Lineage: Eukaryota; Ciliophora; Oligohymenophorea; Hymenostomatida; Tetrahymenidae. The record is from RefSeq and is a predicted model, not a curated record. The transcript is spliced from 5 exons.
AUGUGGGUAAAUAGUGCUAUAUAUCCUUGGCGGUAGAUUCUUUUUCAUAAAUACCUAAAAAUUAGUAAAUUAAUUAAGUAAAGAAAAUUGGUAAAAAAAAAAGAAAUACAAAUUUACAUUAAAAAAGAGAAAAAAAUGAGUAACAAUCCAAUAAAUAGAGUAUAUGACUUCGCUUCAAGAGAUGAUAUUAUUCCAAUUAGUCGUAAAGACUUCGAAGAAACUUCUAGACCUAUUUAUAAGAGUUAACGUCUUAUUCCAUUUGAGUAUUUAGACAUGGAUAUUCUUAAUGGUAUGAUAGACAUGCCUGAUUUUGGCUUUUUGCCUUUUCCUUUUAUGUCUCAAUAUGUUAUGAGAGGUGUAACAAAUUUCAACUAACUCGAUUAUCUUGAAACUGAGUAAUCAUCUCAGAGUGGAUAAAUGACUGAUUCUUAUAUUUAAAAGCGUGCUAAAGAUAAUGCGCAAAGUAAUGGAAAUAAUGGCUUUUAAAAUAAGAGCAACAGCUCUUCUCUUACAGAAAUAAAGAAUGAUUCAGCAAAUAAAAACAAUAUAAAAUCUUAAAAACCUUCUUACAAGGAUAUUUAACACAAUGAAAAGGACCUAGAUCCAUUUACUUUACUUAAGAAGAAGUAUAUGUCUAAAAAACUCCUUCGCUAGUAAAUAAUAGAACAAGAUCAAGAUAUUGAUUUGUCUUAAUUAACUUAUUACUAAAGAAAGAAAAACUUCAUAUAAAAAAUGAAGGAAGAAGAUAUGCUCUUAGAUUGGGAUAGCAUUAAAAAAGAGGAAAAACUUUAUGAAAUAAGCUAUAUUAGCGGAGCAUCCCGCAAGAGAAAAGGCAAAAAAAGAGAUUAAGAUUAAUAAAAUAGCUAGUAAAUUGAGAGCUCUACGGCCUUAUAGCCUUAAAUCUAACAAACUAAUAAUUAAUCCUAAGCAAACAACAAUAUUAAUGUCUACUAAAAAGAAGCUAAAAGCUAUCGAAAAGUUCCAAGAUCUUCUCGUUAUGAUUAAUAAAACGAAAAUAAGAUUGAUGAUGAUAAAGUUGGACAUGUUGUUUAAGAAAAAGAUAUUGUAAAAGAUAAGUUAUCUGAAAAUGAAGAAGAAACUGCUAUUGAUUAAAUGGAAAUUAUUAUGGAAGAAGUCUCACUUGAAGAGCUAGAAAUGAGAAAGCAAGAUUUCAAACACCAACAGUUUUUAAAAGAAAAAUACCAAAAUAAAAAUUAUAUCUACAUUUCAAGCAAAGCCUAAGCUUCAAUUCCUUAAAUAAGACCUAUUGAAGAUGUUAGAAACUCAUGGGUUUUAAAAGAUCUUGAUAGUUUACUAGCUUUCAAAAAAUCACCUGAAUAUGAUUCUCUAGAAUUAUACAUGAACAAAUUUUUUGGAGCAAGAACUCCAUAGCAAGUUUUUGGUAUCCUUAAAUAAAAUAAUUUUAAUCUUAAAAAUGCAAUUGAUUAUUGUAAUAUGAAUUCUGCUUACUUAAAGGAUUACUACUCAUUUAAAGAUCUAGAAGCUAAAAAGAAACUUAACAAAAGAAGAGCUGAAAAAAAAUCUUAUCUAUGA